Molecule: messenger RNA, 4182 nt
Organism: Symbiodinium sp. CCMP2592
Lineage: Eukaryota; Dinophyceae; Suessiales; Symbiodiniaceae
Source: the annotation of a GenBank genome assembly
AUGGCACGCAACAAGGCUGUGGAGCGCUGUGGCGGCUGCGUCGGCGCCCAUCGAGAGCGGCAGGCUUGCGUCUUCUCGGUGUCCAGCCUGGGCCAGCCCGCACUGGUCCACCCAAGCCGACAACAGGCAUAUUGCCCGUUCUGUUCGGAGGAGGUGCUUGGCGAACGCUUGUCCAACUCUCGAGGCAAGGGUGUCAUCACCGGUGCCUUGGCCUUCUUCUGGGAACAUAGCCCGGACCACAUAUUCCCCCAAGCAGUCCAACGCAUUCAAGACAUGGCUGGGGCAGCGACCUGGACCGAGUGUGACCAGCGUCUGCAGAGAUGCUUGCAACAGCGUGGAGCUACGGCACGCGAACGCAGUGCUCGUGCGCAGCAGCAAGCCAAAGCUCGAGCUCAACGUCGUCGCGGCGAAGAUCCCGCCGAUUGGGCUUCGCUUCUCGACUCCCGCCAGGCGCAAUGUGCGCCGUCCUCGGACACACUGACUGCAAAUGAGAGAGGCCGUGCGAGCCAACGGCGAGCUUUGCAGCGGAAAUUUCCAGCCGUCUACGCCGAUGACGGUCGGCCAGCAGCUGAGUGGCAAACGGAGCUGGCCAAGGCCUUCUCAAGCUAUGCGCAGAACUGGUCGUGGCGCAUUUGCCGGCAAUGCGACCGCAUGGCCCCGCAGCCGUUCGAGCCGAAGCACUUGCGCUCUUGCGCACGCCUCCAACCGAGUCUCUCGGCGUGCGGACACUGUGCUGCUGGAAACGGGUACUGGGUGCCGAGACCUGCGGACGUACCUGAACCUUUACGGAAGUUGCCUGAAGAGGUCCUGGCAGCAUUGGCUAUUCUCGACGUCUACACGGGCCCUGCCGAGAGGGCGCCCCAAGGUUACUGGGUGCACACCAGUUGUGUGCGCUUCAGCUGGAGGCCGAUGUCUGUGGAAGAGCGUCUCAGCACGCUCCCUCGUGCAGCGUGGCGUCGUGGGCGUGCUGCCUACGCGUGGUUGAUCGCCGCUGAGGACUGCCCCUACCGAGACUUCUUGAGGUGCCAUGACGAAUUUUUCCGGCACCGGCAGCGUCUGCUGGAUCAGGGCGAGUUGGAAGCCACAACCCCUGUGCCCUGGCUGCCAAUUCGCUUUAUGGAAACCAUCGGACUGGAGUCUGCGGUUUGGCCCCAUCUCUAUUGGAAUCGCACAAUGUGCGAGACGUACGUCCGUAGCGUGGAUGCCAGGCGCUUGGCUCGCGCAGCUCCGGGCGGCCAUGACCCGGGCGACGACUUCGCCAUGAUGGAGCCAGCUGACCGGCCCUUCAACAUGCAAGAAGACCUCGAAGCUGCGAGUGCUCAGGAGGAAGAGUCGGAAGCGGAUGACCCAGGCCCGGCGCCUGCCGCACGCCAGAGCGCCAAGGCCAGCUUCAUAGCGAAGGUCUUCUCGGCGGUGAUCGGCUACGGCACCAAUCGCGACCUCGCCCAAUUCGUGUACGACUUGUGGCUGUGGAGCUCUCUCGGCGGUGCUCGGAACGCAGCGCCGACGACCCUUCGAAUCGUGGUGCUCUGGCCGGGAGAAGCUUCUCAUCGGCUUUCCGUCCAUGUUCAUAACCGUGGCCCCGUUGUGGAGAUCUCGGCACCAUAUCAUCGCUGGCUCCAAGACGAACUUCUGAAAGCAUGUCGUUGCCGCACGGACCUUCCGGCCGCAGAGACCUUCCACCUCGCCCACCUGCUCUUUCAGAUUGCCGAGGGCCUCUUGGCCGGAACCAACCGACAACAAACAGCCGACGCACGGCGACAGUGGGAUCGGCACGUCUUGGCCGGCAGCAACAUUGCCGGUGCCACGGUGGUGGAAAUAUUCGGUCGCCUGGAAUUCCAAGACGGCAAACGCAAACGCCACGUGGGCCCCGGCCAGUCCUACCAUGGGUCGGGGCGCGUGCAUCUGCACCUUCUGAUCUGGCUCCAGGCUGCCGACAGCAUCGACUGGCCUCGCAUUGUGCGAGCUGACAUUCCCGACGCUACGAUGGAGCCAGAGCUGCACGACCUCGUCCACGGUUCGCAGCUUGACUGGGAAGACAGCGCCUGGCCCCGCAGAGAUGCACCGACGCUCUUCGACAAAGAUGCUGCAUGGUGUCUUGCAACUCUACCAUCCGGCGGACGCGCACGCAGCACAUGUUCGUGCGUACUUGCCCGACGUACUGGGGGCCCUGCAAUGUCACAUGGACGUGCAAAUGGGCGAUGGGCGUGGGCUGCUGCUUCAAUAUGCAUCCACUUACACGGCGAAGUUCAGCGACCAGUUCGCCACGAGCUGGCUGAACGAGGAAGCAACAGAUUUCCAAAUCUGGCGCGGAAAGUGCUCAUGGAGUACCAUCCCCUUGAGCCCGAGAUGUGGCUCCAACUUGCCGGCCAGCAGUUUCGGCAGGUGCUUCAAACCGGUGUGCUGCGCCGCGUGGUCGUGCGCCCACCUUGGGACGGGUGCCCUCCAAGCCGUUGGGAGUCCCUGUACAUGUCCUGCGCGUGGCGAUCGGAGACUUGCACAUUCCUGGAGUAUCUGCGGCAAUGCAACCAGUCUGGGGCGAAGCGGAAGAACAAGCGCCGGGUUCUCGUGGCAGCCACACUUCAUUCGCCGCUGCGCGACAGCUUCUUCGGCCAGUGGCUCGUGCUCAACGUCCCGUUUCGCUCGCUUGCAGAUCUAUGGGACGAGCGGGCGGCUAAAGUGCCGGAGGGCUACCGGAUGCUGGCCUUGUGUUUGCUACAUCGUCCCGGCUACUGGCGUCGUCCCCACGAUGUGCAGCGUGACUUGCAGCUGGAAGGCCACAAGGAUGCGCACGUCUGCAACGUCCUCAACAUGCUGGAGGGGCGCACCGCGCCCGAGCUCCUCGCCGCCCCCGAAGUUGGCUACCGCGGGGAGCUGGAUCCGGAGCAAGCCGUGGUGGAGCACGUGCGGAACAUGCUGCACUGGGCCCUGGAACGUCGGUACCCUGAGGCAGCAGACCCCGUCGAGCUGCACGACUUCCUCGAUCGCACGCGCCGCUCGCCUCCGCAGGUCCUGCAGCCGUUCUGCGUUUUGGGACCGGCCGGAUCUGGCAAGAGCACCGCGCUGGAGGUGGCCAUCUGUCGUGCUGCGGAAUCUGGCGCCCACGUUGGAAUUGCUUGUCCCACCGGUGUGCUGGCGAGCGUUUACCGUGAGAAGUUUCCGGGCCUGGAUGUCGACACCUUACACGGCAUGUUCCUGUUGCAUCUUCCUCAGGAGCAAACCUGGGACUGCAUGGCCAGCUUUGACUUGGUCGUCAUCGACGAAAUUGGUCAACUUUCCCGGACCACGUUCGAACGCAUCCUUUGGCUCUGGGACAACGCCGAACGCCGCCCGGCCCUGGUGUUCGUUGGCGACUUUCACCAGCUACGUGGCAUGGAUCCUACCCGGGCUUCCGACAGCCCUCGCUGGCAACACGUGGUCAAGCGCCACCUGCAGACGAUGCGGCGGUGCAAAUGUCCUGAGUUGCGCUGGAAGCUGGAGUUGCUGCGCACCACCAAGCCGUCCAAAGAGCAGCUGCUUCGCCUCUUGCGCGGGCAUCGGGCCAUGCCGGAUCGUGGUCCUGGAGUGAGCCCCGAACCGACGGAGCUCGACGUCCAGGGCAUGCUGCAGGAGACACCGCAAACCUUGUUCCUGACGAUCACCCGCCGCAAUUCCGCAUUGCUGAACGACCUCGCCGUCCGGGCCCUCUACGGAGAUGCCGAGCCGCUCUGUUUCGUGCCCGGAGACUACGAAAGCAACGUGGACAACUACGACGGCUUCGGCCAGCUCGUGGAUUGUCAGCCGCUUCAUCUCCCUAUCUAUGUGGGCAUGCGAGUGACCCUUACCCGGAACGUGCAGAAGGAGCAGAACUUCGUCAACGGCAUGCGGGCUGUCGUGCUUGCUGUGCAGCGGUCUUCGGUUUUGGUCCAGACGCACUGCGGCGACGUCAUUUCGGUGUUUCCUUACACGGACGACGAGAUCUUCAUCGCAGGGGAGCGGCGUCGAGUCACCUACUUGCCGCUCCGGCUCGGGUACGCCACGACCUUGCAGAAGAUCCAGGGGGCGACCCUCGAGCACAUCACAGUGUGGCUGGACGUCCCCAACGUGGAAGCCGCGGCGCUGUCCCGGGUCCAAUACGACCAGAACUGGCGUUUCUUGGGGCAUGUCACGAGGCAUCACUUCACUCCAGCCUCAGGAGUUUGA